CCUUUAUUCUUCACGUUUCUCACAUUUACAUUUUACAUUACAUUUCACAUUCUUAUACUCACACUUAUACUGCAUACACUCAUACUGCAUACAUCCUCGAGUAUAUCAGCUCCAGCUAAGCUCAGCUCGGAAUGUCCAGCUGAGCUCCCCUCGUAUUUAUUUAUUCCUUUGCUCUAUUCUAUAUUGUCUUUCUGCCUCUACCUUGUCUAUUUUCCAUACUUUUGUCCAUAUCUUGUCCGAUCGAUAUAUCUUCGGUAUCUGUAUUCUAUCGACAUGCCCCCCCGGAGCUCCCUCUCCUCCUUUUCGGUGACAGAUGCCUCUAACGAGGUCGUCUGUCCUCUAAAGAAUAACGACGGCUCCAAUUGUCGCAAGCGAUGCUUGGGAGAAAAACGCUUUCGCUCGAUGCAGGAGCACAUCCGGCGCGCUCAUCCCACUCACUACAUUCCUAAGCUGCCGGCUACCGAGGAGAGCUUUCUUCUCAUGGUGAACCAGGAGAAAGCUAUACAAGUUGAUUCUCCCCCCGAUGAACCUCACCCCGCCGCCGCCACCGCCGCUGUCGCACUGGCUCAAUUGCACCAUCAUCGCCUCGCCUCCGACUGGGAGGAGGACACUCGCUCCGUUGAACUCCCGCCUCUGCGCGAUCAUUUCAGACACGAAGACUCCCUCCCUCCCUUCUCUCCCCCGCGCCCGAGAAAGGAUUUCCUGCUCCCCUCCAUCCUAUCCCAUUCGCCCCCGCCGCGCUCCUCGACGCUGCCCCCGAUCCACCGCAAAGACCGGCUCCCCAGACCCCGCAAGUCGUCCAUCACGCAGAAUGCUCGCAAACCCAAACACGAUCGGCCCCGUCGUCCCAGUCUCGGUGAACGCAAGGCCUUGUCUGCGGAACCGCAAACCGCCGCCUGGGCCCAAGGUAAGCGCUGGGAAGAUCUGAUUGAAGCUGCUACGUCCGCUACAGAGGCCGAUGAUGACCGUUCUUCAGAGCACGGCCCGUCGCCUACGAUUCCUCCGCUUAUCGCCAAUAUCACCUCCGCACCGUUGGACCAGCCGAUCCGCUCCUCGCUCCCUCCUCCCGCCUUCCACCCCCCGCAUCGCUCGCUCCCCCCGCCGUACACUGCAUCGCCCCUACACAAGUCGCUGACCCCGCCACCGCAAAUGCACCGCGGUCGCGACUCGGAUCUAGAACCCUUCCCGUCCAUCGAAUCCUCGCUCGAUUCGGCCUCGAGUGCCUCAGGCAAGAACUUCCCGGUCUCUCGUAAUCUAGCCCCGUCCGCGCUAUCAGACUCCAGCCCGGUUUACAACAUGUACCCCUCAUCCAUGCACGCGCGACAACACCACCGCUUCUCGAACCCCACGCCGACAUCGCUCCGGAGCAGAGAAAUCACCAUCUACUGCGCUAGCUGCCAGCGCCCCUGGGCAUUGGACGACUGCUACGCCUGUACCGAAUGCAUCUGCGGUGUCUGUCGCGACUGCGUCGGGAUGUUCCUCACCAGUCCCGCCAACAUGUUCCGAAACAUAACCUCGAGUCCUGGCAGCGGCCCUACGAACGGCAUGUUUCACGGUCCCGGUCCUGGUUCUGGUCCUGGUCCAACUAGUCAUCCUAGUCCCGGUCCGAGAGGGUGUCCGCGAUGCCGUACGGUCGGGGGUAAAUGGAAGGCAUUUCAGCUUGAGUUUCGUUGAUCUCAUUUUCCGGUGAUGCACUUUGCUUUAAACUUUGCACUUUGAAUUUCUGCACAUAUGUUACGAUACCUGUUUGUUGAUAUUACGCUUUACGAUUCACGCUUGUUUUAUGCUUAUAUUGUGGUUUAUGUUGUUUACUAUUCUUUUCUAGGGAUACGCUUACGAAUGUACGACUGGACGUCCGGGAAAGGGUCAAGGUUAGGGCGUCAGUGUGCUUGCUUGUUGUUCGGUUACUGGUUUCUUGGAUUGUUUGUUAUACGAAAAGAAAAACGCCAAAAACAAAAAAAAAAAAAAAAAAAAAAAAAAAAAAAAA
Aspergillus glaucus CBS 516.65 is the source of this 1987-nucleotide messenger RNA. It is a transcript of the gene rfeD, whose product is annotated as putative transcription factor RfeD. The coding region runs from base 274 to 1674 and encodes 466 amino acids. The record is from RefSeq and is a predicted model, not a curated record. Lineage: Eukaryota; Fungi; Ascomycota; Eurotiomycetes; Eurotiales; Aspergillaceae. The transcript has 5 exons.